Aspergillus pseudoviridinutans is the source of this 6183-nucleotide messenger RNA. RefSeq names its product ubiquitin-protein ligase RKR1. Gene Ontology annotation, cellular component: RQC complex; cytosol. The transcript has 10 exons. Lineage: Eukaryota; Fungi; Ascomycota; Eurotiomycetes; Eurotiales; Aspergillaceae. The record is from RefSeq and is a predicted model, not a curated record. Gene Ontology annotation, molecular function: methyltransferase activity; zinc ion binding; ubiquitin protein ligase activity. Gene Ontology annotation, biological process: rescue of stalled cytosolic ribosome; methylation; ribosome-associated ubiquitin-dependent protein catabolic process. The coding region runs from base 1 to 6183 and encodes 2060 amino acids.
AUGAGCAAAAAGUUCAAAUCGCAGGCCUCGAGCAGCCGCGCUGCUGCCAGUACAUAUGGGUCUUUUGGUGGAUUCUCCAGUUCCUUCUCGAGUUCAGGAAGACCUCCUUCCUCUCUCACAUAUGUGACCGCGCCACCAGAUCUGUCGCGAAUUGCGGAUGCGAAACUUGCCAUUUCUUUCAAGAACUUUCUGAAGAAGGAUGAAGUUACGAGAAUAAAAGCAUUAGAUGACAUUAAAGAUUAUGUAUCGACAGUCGAAAGUCGUGGUGCCACUCUUGACGACGGGUUCUUGGAUGCUUGGAUCAAAAUCUACCCACGGGCCUCGAUUGACCUUUCCCGUAGAGUGAGGCAGACGGCUCAUUCAGUUCAAGGAUCCAUUGCCUGCGUUGUUGGCAAGAGGAUAGCCCCAUAUUUGCCUAAGGUAAUUGGGGCAUGGCUUGCAGGCUUCUACGAUAAUGACCGGCCCGUGCAUCGAGCUGCCCUGGAGUCGUUCAUGGAGGUGUUCACAACCGAAGAGAAAAGAAAUGGAGUAUGGAAAGUCUAUCAGAGCUCAAUUCUCGACUUUGUAGAUGAUGUUAUUCUACAACAAACUCCUCAAACCCUGAGUGAUGAAAGGACAGUGAAGCCUGAUGAUGCGGAGGCAAAGUAUGCUCGCGUAGUAGGAACAGCACUCCUACUGUUGAAUCGCGUCAUAGCAAAUUCGACUCACGAAGAUCUCCAAAAAGACCUGGCCGCGGUGGAGAAUCUCCUGAAUAGUAAAUCGAUGUGGUCCCUCUGCUUUCAUGACGAUCCAUUUGUUCGCAGGUCGGUCUAUGUCUUGCUUAGAUCUGCAGUGGCAAAAGAACCGGAGGAGCUGGAUUGGAGGAUCAUUAGUGCAGCUCUGAUUGGCAAAUCCUUGUCCAUCAACCAAUUGGGGUCAGCCUCAGAUCUCUCUGAAUCUUUGCUGGAAGUAACUUCAGCACGACCACAAUUGUGGACGGAAGACUACUCUGGAAAGACUACGUCUUCCAAGAGACUCCUGCAAUACAUCCAGAAAGGCUCUCAGGGAGGCGUGGGGUCCUUCUGGUCAAAUCUUCGCCAACUACUGCAGAUUAUACCUGCGGAGGUGCUGGUGAAAACUGAUCCGCAGGCAUCUACUGACGGCAUUAUUGGGCUAUCGAGUGCGACUUUGUUGACGGAGGCGUUUCAACUUGGAUUGAAUUCAAGAGAAGAGCCUCGGCAAAAUCAACCUGUGGGCUGGAAAUCUUACAUUGAGACAGGGAUUUGGCUAGCGAGUUCACUACCCGAGAGCGAUAGGGACAUUUUUCUGCGCACAAGGCUAUCUCCUCUAGUCAUUCAACAUGUUAGAGCGGAGAAUGCGCCGCAAUGGGCCCUCCCGAAUCAGAAUGCUGUAGCUCUCUGCACAGAGUAUUCUCUCGCAUUAGCUAAAAGCCAUUAUGACAGCGAACUCCAGCGGCUGUGGACCGAUUUAGCCGAUGGUCUUCUCGAAUCAGUCAGACUAUCCGCUCCAGAGCAGUCAAAGGAGUUCAGAUCGUCACAAGAUGCGGUAUGUGCGCAAGCUGGACGACUCUUUGCUCUUGAGGCUUCAGUGCUUGCAAGUGUAGCCGAUACUGAGGCGAAAGCUUCCGUAUCUAGUGUUCUUGACAAGACAAACCUGCCACUUCUGGACAACUGCUUGCAAGUAUUGCGCUCUCGGAAUGGCAAGCCAUAUGCAGCAGCAGCAGUCGUUGAAGAGAUGAUCCGCAACGCUGCAGAUAUUGCGCAGCAAUCUCGAGAAUUGGCAGACUUUGUUCAGAAUGAUGCUCCCGAUUUGCUGUCCUCGCCAUCGGCUGAUCGCCUCAUAUCAGUCAUCUUGUCCUGUCGUUCUUGGAAGGGAUUCGGCUCUAGCUUUGAGAAAGUGGUCGAACGAGUGGCGGAAUCCGAACCAGAGCAAUCAAAUAUACAUGCUGUGCAGAGGCUACUUGCAACUCUCGAUUUCAAAGAAGUGCAUGACAAAACAGGCCUCGACUCAUUGAUCAAACGGGCUUUGGACCAAGCUUGCAGAGGUAGCCGAUUCCACUGGCCAAUCGUGAUCGCGGCACUUCAGAACCAAACAUCACACGGUGAACUAACGGACUUGAUCUUCUUGUUUAUCGUUGAUUCAUUGUCUGAGCCAACGAAGGUCUUUGAAACGCUGCAUGGGCUCUCUCAGAUUGCAAAAUCUGUCCCGGAUGCGCUGAGCAAAUUCCAGGCCGGAGCUCACGGAUCGAAAUUAGCUGGAAAGCUUCUGUUUCUGGCAGAAACUUCUGACGAGGAAGUGACCAGUCUUGCAGAGUCACUGCUAACAAAAUUCAAAGAGAUCGGGGUCGGAGAGACGAGCGCCAAGUCGAGUUUUGAGAUUUUGCAGUACAAUUUCGAUCACGUAAAUGAGGAAUCACUUUCGAUUCAAUCUCUCUUAAGCAUAGCAGAAGACUUACUUCGUGCUGCUGACCCGGAGGCCGGGGCCUCCAUCGCUAAAGACAUCUUGCCCUCUCGUCAAACAUGGGAAACAGCCUUACGGCCGUUCCUGGAGCUUCCCCCUCGCCCAUCGACAGCUAUCACAAGCCCAAUUGGCGGGACUGUUUAUAUAGUAAACCCUGAGGUAUCGGAUACAAUUAAGGAGCAGUACCGCACUAUUUCCCGUGACUCCAGUGGUUGUUCGGCCGCGUUCCGUCUCGCAUACUUCACAAUUCGAGUUCUUUCAUCAUUUGAUAUAACGGGCAGUCUCUCGGCAGACGAGCAGGAGACACUGUUUCACUACAUACCCUUGGCUGUACAGCUGAUUGAUGACGAUCUGAGCAUUGAAAAUUGCAAUGGUAUUACUGGAUUAAUGCACUCAGACCAACGAGAAGAAUACCUGGAGAUUGUUUACGAUGGCCGCAAAGUGAUCAACCAGUGGACGCGCUCAGACGGUCGUUUACCUGGAAGAGAUGAGACAAUCGCCUCAACGAUCCUGUCCUUCUGGCAGAACAGACUUGAAGCUCUGAACAAUACCUCUCCGACGGACUAUCGUAUUGGAGAAGCCUUUGUCAGACUGAUGAACAGCAUCGACUCCGCUAACAAGAAUAAAUCCACAGAUGAGAUUACCAAAUUGUGCAGGGAAGUGCGAAGCUCUAAUGCCAUUCGAUCGGCAUCUUGGGUGGCCGUCUUACGUGACUCAAUCUUAAUCAAUCCGACGGGCAACCGGCUGUGCAAUGAACUGGUUGCAGACUCUACGGGCUUGAAGCCUCAAGAUGAGAAGAAGGAAGGUCUCCGAAAACUGUCUUUGCUUAAUCUUCUUCUUGCGGGGGAGACAAACGUGGCGGCAACCAUUCCAACUCAGCGUCUAGUCUUCCUUGUCAAGCAUCUCAUACAAUGUCUCCAGUCCGAGAACUUGGCGCUCAAUAUUAGAGCCGAGAUCAUGCAUACCCUGACCUUUGUCCUUCCUUGCCUGAAUGAGAUCUAUGGAUCGCAUUGGGAGGACUGCAUGGAAGCUCUCAGCACGGUUUGGCGCGAAUCUAGCGGGGGCGAUGAGGCUCUUCCCCUACUCCUUGCUUCCUUCAGACUCUUUGCAAGCCUGAGGUCAAUCGUUGCUGAAGAAGAUAGCAAUGAUGAUGUCAAAGACGCCUGGUCAGAACGCAAGACGGUCCUUUUCAACGGAUUAGCCUCAACCCUUACAAAAUUUGACUACACCAUUGCUUUCCAUCAGCCCCGGGACGUUACCGUUGAAGUGUUAUGCCGCUUGAUCAAGGUGAUGCCUGUCGAGAGCCUCGAAGAUGCGAGUAAGAUGUUCCAUCUCCUGACGGCUGACAGCCGAGUGGUCCAACGUGCGGCUUUUACUCUCCUGCAUCGUUAUAUUCCAUCAGUGCAAGAACAAGUCUCAUUUGAUGUGGCAUUAUCCAAGUCUGUGGUCAGACUUCCUGAUGAGCUCAUGUCUUUGCUACUGGAAGCCCCUACAACGGAAUCAAUCACUCUUGCGGACGGCGAUGACAAGAUCUGGACCAGUAUAAGAUCAUAUUUGCUGAGCUGGAAAGUCGUAUUUGACCACUUUAUCAACGCGUCUCUCCCGGUUCAGGAGCAAUAUGUUGCAAGCAUCAAGGACAACGAUAGCCUCGGUCCAUUGUUAGAGUUCAUGUUUGAUUUCCUUCAGCAGUCCCACAAUAAACUGGUGGAUGCUUCGAAGUUUGACAUUCGCUCCUUUGAACCUGAUCAGUCCGAGACUCAAGAGAAAGAGAUCCAAUGGCUUUUGGUUCAUUUAUACUUUUUGUGUUUGAAGCACCUUGGCAAUAUGACGAAGAACUGGUGGCUGGACACAAAGAAGCGCAUAAAAGGGCCUGUUGAGACGUGGACAGAGAGAUAUAUCUCGCCUUUGAUCAUCGAAGACUCACUGAAAGGGGUGGACGAGUGGAUGGCCACACAGGAUCCCAACGAAGAGCGCGCACUUUCAGUGAAGGUUUCUCCCAAGACUGCGGAGAUCAUCGCGAGCAUCCCUGUUGAUGAAGAGUCGCCUCCUGUGGCGCUGUCGAUCUCCCUUCCUCCAGCAUAUCCACUGCAGCCUGCCCUCGUCGUUGGGCGCAGCCGAGUGCUGGUCGACGAGAGGAAGUGGAAGAGCUGGCUGCUCACCAUUCAGGGUGUGAUCAUGUUCUCCAGUGGCAAUCUUGUGGACGGACUGAUGGCCUUCCGCAAGAACGUGCAGGGUGCCUUGAAGGGCCAGAGCGAAUGUGCCAUCUGUUACUCGGUGAUCUCGACGGACAUGCAGACGCCGAAUAAGCGAUGCGCCACUUGCAAGAACACCUUCCAUUCGGUGUGUCUCUUCCGCUGGUUCAAGAGCAGCAACCAGAGCACCUGCCCUCUGUGCCGCAACAACUUUAUAACGUUCGUGGAUCGUGCAGUGGGUCGUGGAUCCAAUCCAGUGUGGCGGGGACUGAUCAACCCCGCCAAUAUCAUCAUCACCGCCCAGAGCUUCCCCCCUUCGCGUGGUAAAUAUCUCUCGGACAUGUCAGCUUCUCAGAUACCCAAUUUGAACACACUCCGUCGUGGUGGAGGUCGAGGGCGUCUUAGAGGCCGUGGAGGCCUUGGCACAGGCACACCAGGCGAAGAAAGACAUGGAUCACGGGGAACAGGAGCCCAGGACCGUGUCGUACAAGGGACAGACAAUGACGCCAGCGUCUCCCGGUUGAGCGCAGUGGAAAUUGGGUAUCUUGAGGAUCCUUUUGCGAGGGCGUUAACGCCUCCCGGGUCCGAAACAAGAAGGCUUCCCAUAAUUAACAGAGGCACUUACGUCCGCACCACCGCCAUCGAUCGACUCGUUGCGCGAUUCUUAGAAGGCCCCUCACAGACGAAAAAGCAGAUCAUCUCACUAGGUGCAGGAUCGGACACGCGCAUUUUCCGGUUGCUUUCCUCUCGCUCGCCGUCCUCAGGUGAGAAUCUGAUCUAUCACGAGAUCGACUUCUCCGCCAACACCGCCGCGAAGAUCAAGUUCAUCCGCGCAGCACCUCUCUUACAACGGACAUUGGGAUUUGGAAGUGCCCAAAAUGUAUCCAUCUCCGAGUCCGGCGACGCAUUGCACUCGCCGACAUACCACCUCCACCCUGUUGAUCUCCGAACACUCUCAGCGUCAGCAACCGCUUCGCGAAGCCCAUCAUCACCCGAUGUGACGGAGAAGGCUCAGCCACCCUGUCCGCUACCGGGUGUCGACCCGACACUUCCCACGUUACUCAUCUCAGAAUGCUGCCUUGUGUACCUCUCACCCCACGAAGCGAUCGAUGUCGUCGAAUACUUCACCAAGACCCUUUUCCCGGCAGCUGUGCCAUUGGGCUUAAUCCUCUACGAGCCCAUCCGACCGGACGACGCCUUUGGACGAACCAUGGUCGCCAACCUCGCGACGCGCGGGAUCCAGCUGCAGACACUGCAUGAGUAUGCGUCGCUCGAGGCGCAGCGGAGACGGUUACGGGAGCACGGGCUUGAUACCGGGCAAGCGGCGGCAGACAUUGAUUUCAUCUGGGAGCGGUGGGUGAGUGAGGCGGAGAAGGAGCGGGUUGCCGGGUUGGAGAUGCUGGAUGAGGUCGAGGAGUGGCAGUUGCUUGCGCGGCACUAUUGCGUUGCGUGGGGAUGGAGAAGCGGGGCGGGGCAGGAUACGGGGGUGUUUGAUGGAUGGAAGGAGAUUGAGGGACAGACUGGAGAGUGA